GAUUUCUAGGAAUCCUCACAUUUCGUUCAAAAUGGUGCCUGGAAACUGGUGCUUUAUAUUGUAUUCAAGCCAUGGUAUCCCUUCUAAGAAAGCUAUCGCCCUUCCCUAAAUGUGCGUUCUUAUCUUUGAUAAGUGGUGGUUUAUUUUUGCUUUGGAAUCAGAUGGAAUCGCAUGGAUACACAACUGCAAGAAAUUCUGCUUUUGAAGUCCUGGGGAAUAGUGGCCGAUGGGGGCCUCGGUCAAAUAUGCCAACCAACUCUAGGCAGUUAUGCAGUAGAAUUCUUUGGUCUUAGAUCUUGUAGUCAAGUUACAUGGUCACACGCUGUCAAUAGUAGGGAGAGGCUGCAGGCUGCAGUGACACCCACAUCAUCAACAAUGAUGCUCGAAGCAGAUGUCAUCCUCUCUUAUAGCAAGGGAAUACCAGUUAUGGCACAUCCACCAUCUACAGAUAGCAACCUUACCUUAGAGGAGUUCUUGCAGAUAUCUCUUGGAGCAAGAAGAGGGGUAAAGUUAGAUUUUAAAACACUUGAGGCAGUUAAACCUUCCCUGGACAUACUAGCUUCAAAAUCUCAACAUUUUAUUGAUGUUCCAGUUUUUCUUAAUGCUGAUAUACUAUCCCCUUCUUGUGUUAACAAAACUGCUGUUGAUGCUAAAAAGUUCAUUCAGUACUGUACAGAACUCUUCCCAAGAGGAGAGCUAUCUCUAGGUUGGGUUUCUCAUAGCUCACCAGAGAGUCAUGCAAGGGAGUGUCACAGAAAUGGACACUUACAAUGGGAAACUGUCCAUGAAAUGGCAAGCUUAUGUAAGCCACUUAAACAGUCUGUUACUUUCCCUGUGAAUGUCAGAGUAGCAUACCAAAACCUUGAACAGGUAAAGUGGCUACUUCAUCAGUCUACAAGGUACUCAUUGACUUUAUGGGUUUAUUAUCAGGACAAUGUGCCCCUGAAAGAUCUUGUCUACCUUUAUAAGGAUUUGAUUAAUGAAAAGGUGUAUUACGAUCUUGCCCAUCUGGAAGACAAACUCAAUGAGGAGCUUCCCGAGAAUAUAAGAUUUAGGCAAUCAGGCAAGAGGAAUGAUUCUGAUUAGAAACACUAGAAAAAUAAUGAAGAUGAGGGGAAGGCAAUUAGAGUUUGUUUGAGAUUUUCUGUUUGCUCAGGCCAUUUUUGUGUACUGUCAAUUUUGUGUUGAUUUGACUUAAAAACCUGAUGCUGCUCAACCAGAUUUUUGCCUGAUUGAUCCUUGCAAACCAAAGAAGCCUGACAAAUAAAUUGUAGUCUGCUUAGCAGCCGCCCUUAGUGUCAUGCACGACAGAGCAAAAAAAUGGCAUGAAAUUUUCCAAUUCUCGAGGAGUUUCUCUAACCAAAACUUAAUUCCAAAUUUUAAAGAAAUUUAGAAGAUAUGAAAUUUAGAUAUUAGUGAGCAAAGUUGGCUUAAUUUCUGAUCAGAGCCCAACUUCUCCCUAAAAACGAGGGGAAUUCAUACUUUGAACAUUAGAAAAUUGUACUUCAAGCCUCAUAUCUCGAAGACGAACCAUUAGAAAAAAACACUUUUUGAUAUGUUGGUUUACAUAACGUCUUUUUUGCCUUUUUUUGCCCUGUCGUAUUGCACUUCUUGUAGCUUGUUAAUUCUCUGGGCCCGCGGUUUUAGGGACACUCUCUAUGAAAGUAGACGGGGUGAUCAGCCUAUCUUUUAGGGUAUAAAAUUCUACCAACUGCUAUCCCUCAGGCUGUGUGUUCAAAGAUACUUCCGACUCAGCUAUCCCUUAGAGGGUCUCAUGCCAAUGUAACAUCCUAUCCAAUAACAACAGGAUUUAAAGACUAAAUGACAGCACAUCAUAUAUCCAAAGCAAAAUCAUAGCAUCAUUGGAUCAGUGUACAUAUGCUUGUUGAGAAAAUGAAUUUUAACCCUAAGGGAGAGGAAAAUGGGUAUGGUUUCUGGAUUUUUUUUAACCCUAAGGGAUAGCAGAUAAAGCAGACAAUCAGCAAAUUGAUGUUUGUUUUAGUUGACAGUUUUAAGAAGAAAGUCUAACAAACUGUAACAGGAAGUGUGAUUUGUAUGUUUUGUGGUCGGGUCCUCUGGUAGACACCCCAAGGGUGUUCAAAGAUACUUCCGACUCAGCUAUCCCUUAGAGGGUCUCAUGCCAAUGUAUCAUCCUAUCCAAUAACAACAGGAUUUCAAGACUAAAUGACAGCACAUCAUAUAUCAAAAGCAA
Nematostella vectensis (starlet sea anemone) is the source of this 2212-nucleotide messenger RNA. Its product is annotated as protein FAM151B. The record is from RefSeq and is a predicted model, not a curated record. The transcript has 3 exons. The coding region runs from base 172 to 1086 and encodes 304 amino acids. Lineage: Eukaryota; Metazoa; Cnidaria; Anthozoa; Actiniaria; Edwardsiidae.